UGUGCGAAUUGAAGGCCUUUGUCUAUGGGCCUGUCUGUGGAUGUCGUUAACAUACCUAUAGUUUACAAAUUAUAAAAUUCUGAAUGCAUUAGGUGCAAGGAUGUAAUUCUCGAGCAGUUUCUUUCAAUAAUUUAGUACAGAGUGCAAACCAGUGCAGCGUUGUGAACGUUUUGAGACACCGCCCAAAUAUUUUUUAGAGCGAAUAAUUGAUCGCAGUUCAGUUCCGUGAUCCGUGUGUCAGGUGUACACCUUGUGUGUCAUCUGUCAUAAUAGACAGUUUUGCGUUCUUCAUUAAUUACGAAUAUGUGUUCACAUGUGAUGAUUAUGAUUCCUGCAACGCGUUUCUGAAAUACAAAUGGAAUAAUAUGCAUUUGGUGUAGGCCUUCUUACCCUGUUAAAAGUAUACUCACCAAAGUUGGUAUUACUGAAAAUGGCUGAUCGUAAAGCAGAACUGGAAAGAAAGAAAGCUAAGCUGCAAGCUAUUCGCGAAGAGAAAGAACGUCGUCGCAGAGAGAAAGAACAGAAAGAUGUGGAGGAGUCCCCACUGCGCGUGGCCGGCGCGGACAAGGACAGCCGCAAGGACCUGGACCAGAUCCUGUCGUCGAUGGGCGUGGCGCCGGUGUCGGAGGUGCUGUCCAGCCUGUCGAGCAUGUCGUCCCUCACGCCGGAGCACAGCAGCAACAACACCCCGGACACCAGCCUGGUCAGCACGGGCCAGCAGGGCAGCGCUGCCGGCAGCAAGAGGAGGCUGCCGCAGCUGAGCGUGGUGACGGUCCAGAGCACCAGCAUCCCGCCCAAGGAGAUGGUCAGCUACACCAAGCAGACCCAGACGGCCACCUCCGGCCACGAGCGGGACGGCAUACAAAGUGGACGUGGCAGUUGGUUCAGCAGAGGAUCGUGCUCAUCGACUUCCUCUCCACUCAAAGGUUAUUUCGAGGACUGGUGGCGGCCUCGCAAAGCUCACGCAACCGACUACUACGACGAGUACAAUCUAAAUCCAGGGUUAGAAUGGGAAGACGAGUUCACAGUUCUCACUUUUGACGACCCGCAAGCGGAGGACGAGGAGAGCUCGCUGCCGCACCUCGACGGGGGAGGGAUGUUCCAGAGCAAGCUGCCCCCGGGCAUCCUUCCCCACGGCCUGCCCCAAGUGAAGGAGGUGCAGCCGGCGGUGACCGCGCUCGAGCAGGAGCAGGCCAAGCAGCCGCCCAAGGAGGUGAGGGAACUGUCAGAAGAAGAGAAACAAAUGAUAAUCCUGUCUGAAGAAUUCCAACGGUUCUUCGACAGAGCAACUCGAAUCAUGGAGAGAGCUCUUUCAGAGUCUGUCGACAUCUACACGGACUACACAGGUGUUAACGAUGGUGAAGAAGGGCUAGAUGAGAAAUCUCACCUUCGAUUGUCAUUGAAUCGCUGGUUCUACGACGAGCGCUGGUCUCGCAACCGGUGCGUCACGUCGCUGGAUUGGUCACCUCAGUUCCCGGAGCUGCUCGUGGCCAGUUACCACAACAAUGACGAUUCGCCUAAUGAUCCCGAUGGCGUCUGCCUGGUGUGGAACACCAAGUUCAAGAAAACCACUCCGGAAUACAUUUUCCACUGUCAGUCACCUGUCAUGGUUUCGACAUUUGCGAGAUUCCAUCCCAACUACAUCUUGGGAGGAACCUACUCGGGCCAGAUAGUGUUGUGGGACAAUCGUGUCCAGAAGCGGACUCCGAGUCAACGAACUCCCUUAUCUGCUACUGCACACACUCACCCGGUGUACUGCGUGAGCGUGGUGGGCACGCAGAACGCCCACAACCUCAUCUCGGUGUCGACGGACGGCAAGCUGUGCUCGUGGAACCUGGACAUGCUGUCUCAGCCGCAGGAGACUCUGGAGCUGCAGCACAAGCAGGGCAAGGCCGUCGCCGUCACCUGCCUCGGCUUCCCCCACAACGAGGUCAACAACUUCGUGGUCGGCAGCGAGGAGGGCUCCGUGUACUCGGCGUGCAGGCACGGCAGCAAGGCGGGCGUGGUGGAGACGUACGACGGGCACCAGGGCCCGGUCACCGGCAUCUCCACCAACACGGUGCAAGGGGGCGUGGACCUCUCGCACCUGUUCCUCACCUCCUCCUUCGACUGGACCGUGAAGCUGUGGAGCCUGAAGGAGAGCAAGCCGCUCUACUCGUUCGAGGACAGCGGGGACUACGUGUACGACGUGGCCUGGUCCCCCAUCCACCCCGCCCUGUUCGCCACCGUGGACGGCAACGGCCUGCUGGACCUGUGGAACCUGAACCAGGAGACGGACGUGCCCACGGCGAGGGUGGCCGUGGACGGCAACCCCGCCCUCAACCGGGUGUCGUGGACGCCGUCCGGCCUGCACGUCACCGUGGGCGACGACCAGGGCAAGAUAUGGGUGUACGACGUCGGCGAGCAACUGGCCCAGCCCCGACACGACGAGUGGACCAAGUUCAUGUACACGCUGCAGGAGCUGAAGAACAACCAGGCGGACGAGGAGAUCGACAAGCUGAACAUGUCAUCCGGACAGAGCGGCAUCGGCAGCCUCGGCAGCCUCGGCAGUCUCUCGACGCCCCUGCGCUAGCUGCUCUCCCUCGCCACGGACUGACGUAGUGUCUUGUGCUCCGCCAACAUUGUCCUGUGCAUUUGUAUGCAGGAGGGUGUCCGGGCAAGUUGUAGUUGGUCGGGAAAGGUUAGAGAAUUCACUUGAAAUCCUGGAAAAGUCAUUCAAAUCUUUCAUUGAAAGUAAUUUGAGGGUACAAUGUAAUUGCCAUCACCAAAACCGUGAAAGCAAAUAUUUAUAAUUUUUUUUUCCAGAUGGUAUUUUAGUGCUUUUACACACUAUGAAAUGGCGCAAGUGAGGUUUUGUUUGAAAUAAAGUGAAAAAGGGAACUGAGCCUUGGAGGUUGAAGAGGCUGAAUUUUCUUUAUUUCUUUCAGAAAAUUGAAAAUAAAUAAAUAAUUUAAUAAAAAAAAUACGGGAUAUUUGUAAUUUUGGUCAUGAAUAUCGGAGAAAUUUUAUUACAAAUUUUUGUGGAUGCCCUGAAAUGCAACUCCAACAAACAUGCUCUUUUGAAUUUUUAAUUCUGUAUACGUUUGAAAUAACUUUGCUUGGCCAGUUACAUUUAUUAGUAAUUUUAUGCCAAUGGUAUUUAAAUGCAUUAGUGUUUUAAAAUACCAAAUAUUUACUACUGCAGUAUAACUCUGACAUAGAAAGUGAUGUGGGAUAUAGGUAACUUCAACAACACGCCAGCUAGCUGGGUCGGCUAUGACACUUGUUUUUACCGUUCUGUCUACAAAUAAGCAGGUCAGUGUUGGCCUUGAAAAGUUUCUUGUGUGUACAGUCUAGGACUAUACUUUGCAUACGACCAAAAUUCACAUUCAGUUUAAUUUAUUACAUUGCUGUUGAAUCCGUCAUCGUCAAUUUAUGUUAUUGGUCAAGGCUUUGAAUGAAACAGGUAAUAUGAAUGUAGUUGUUUCUCUAUAAUUGCUAUUUGAAAUAUAAUAACUGUUGCCCAUUCUGCGAUUCUGAGCAAAUAAUAUGAUGUUUAUUAGCUAGAUUGUACAUAGUUUUAUGAAGUUUUGCUUUGCCUCAUCUCCGAAUAAAUCAUUUCCUACCUCUGACUUCUAAGCAGCUAGUAGUAAACCUAUUUAUUUGUUGGUGUUGAAUGCAGUAACUAAAACUAAUAUAGUAAUCAAUCACCAUUUAAGGAAAAUUUAUUAUUUUAUUGUUAAAGCGAUUGCCUGUUUAAGAAUGAAAAGCAAUCAUUUAUAAUUUUGUAAUAUUUAUUGCAGGAGUGUUUCAGAAAAUGGUACAUUAUUCUGGUUAGAAGUAUUGUAAAGUCAUAGCAAAUGAAGUUCAUAAUUGUACUUAGAAGUUAUUAUUUAUGUUUACUAUACUUGCUAAAAUUGCCUAAAAGAAAAUAAGGAUUAAUAAGUAAUGGAAACGUGUAUAAUUUUUUAUUCUCUUACAGGUAUUAGUUGUUAACCAUCAGUAUUUUUUUAGUAUGUUUUUUUCUCUCUUGCUUUAGUGAAAUUUCUGAAACUCUUCUUUUUAACAACAUAGAGGCUAAAGUCUGUAAUUGUUUUGUUACCUGCUAUGUACUUUACUUUGUUUCUUUAAAUUGUCCACAGUCACAAAUAAUUUUAUUUUGCUUAAAAUUCUGAAUGCAUAAAUUUACAUAUUCGGACAUAUAUGUGCUAAAUUCAUGCGAUGUAUACAUAACAUGUUAGUAAUAAACAUCACUUGUUGAAAAUUAUAUACUUUAUUGUCAUCUAGUUGAUGCAGUUUAAUGUCAAAAUAUGUUUGUAUAUUUUUACUGUGUCUUGCAUGGUUAAAUUUUUUGUUGUAUAGUUUGGACACCAAAGAAACAGUCAAAUUUAGAAAAUUAGUGAAAUUUAUUUUUGUGUGUGUGUAUACAUACAUAUUUAAUUUCAAUUAGAUGACCUGUAAAUUUUGAGAAUUUCAUCAUUAUAAAAUAAUAAAGAAAGCUUUGAUUACAUUCAAGGCACUGUAAUUUGUAAAUAGUGUUUUUCCAAAGAAUGUUUUGAAGUUCUUGCAGCUCACACAUCUUGAGCAAAUUGAAUUAUCUGGUAUUGUGCUUACCAUUAUGGUAGGCAUAUACUUUAAAAUAUUUAAAUUAUUUAAUUUUCAUGCCAUUCUAUUGCAACUGUUAGGUUUCUGCCGUGUGGCCGAAAAUCCCUAUAAUUAAUUAACAGUUAUAUGAUAGGGUACUUGCAACAUCUGAAUAUCAGUAGGUAUGUACCUAAUUUUUAUUAUGUUAUUUUUCUUUUUCACUUUGUGGACCUAGUUAACAUUACAGUUUUUGCUUACAUAAUUUAAACAGGUAAAUUUAACAAGAUAUAAUUCUGCUCUUGUACUUUUUAUUAUAACAUCACAUUUAAUUAGUCAUAAUGUGAUUUUCAGUAUACUGAUAUUUGUUUUAUUUUUUUUAUGGCAUUUUUAAUUUAUGUUUUAAAUAUUUAAUUACGAUGCCAAUAUAAUACCUACAUACACAAGAUGCUGCUAAAUACUUGUUAUUAAUUGUGUUGUAUAUUUGUUUCUAAUGUUUUAAUAAAUAUAUGAUUUUGAAAA
This is a messenger RNA of Bacillus rossius redtenbacheri, 5082 nucleotides long. RefSeq names its product cytoplasmic dynein 1 intermediate chain (gene sw). NCBI's taxonomy places the organism in Eukaryota, Metazoa, Arthropoda, Insecta, Phasmatodea, Bacillidae. The transcript is spliced from 15 exons. Gene Ontology annotation, molecular function: dynein light chain binding; dynein heavy chain binding. The record is from RefSeq and is a predicted model, not a curated record. Gene Ontology annotation, cellular component: cytoplasmic dynein complex. Gene Ontology annotation, biological process: transport along microtubule. Bases 431 to 2572 code for a protein of 713 amino acids.